This is a messenger RNA of Linum trigynum, 655 nucleotides long. The record is from the annotation of a GenBank genome assembly. NCBI's taxonomy places the organism in Eukaryota, Viridiplantae, Streptophyta, Magnoliopsida, Malpighiales, Linaceae.
UCGCCUCCACCGAAACACACAGCAAAGUCAGCCACAGAGAGAGAGAGAGAGAAAGAAAGCAGGUCCGGCACCAUGGCGACCAAGCUGAUGCAACUCCAGAAAUCCCGCGGCCAACUAUCGCCGCUUCAUCUCAUCCUCCGUCGCGGCGGCGUGCCCUGUGAGCUGUCGUCCUCCGUGGAAGCCAAUAUCCUCUCGCAGACGAGACUGAGGAGGGCGGCGGCAGGCGGCAACAGAGGCACGAAGAUCGUCCUGUCCCAAGACCAAUCCUCCCACAGCUUCGGCGUCGCCGCCGGAGCUGCCCGCCUGGACGCCGCCGCGGUCGAUUGGGACAGUAAGCUCCUGACCUGGAGGUUCGCCCCUUCCGGAAGGAAGCUGGACGGCUCGCUGUUGGCUCGAGGGAGGAAGCCGGUGAGCGAGGACGACGACAAUGAUGACUCCGACAUCGAGGGUUUACUCGACGAUGAGGAGGAUUUUGACGACGUUGACGAAGAUGAUCUCGACGACGAAGAUCUUCUCGACGACGAAGAAGAUGAGGUUGUUGAGGUGAAGAAAGGAAGCAAAGGGAAGAAAUGAUGAUCGCAACUGAGGCUACUACUAUUGCUCCCCCCCUUCUCUUCGUUUCUUGUUUGUCUGCAAAUAAGUGACGCGAAUAGGG